AUGGUGGAAGAAAAUCCAACGACACCGCUCGACCCAAAGAAUCAAGUAGGUGGGGGAGGUGAUAAAUCCCCACCAGGGGCUCCGAGAAAGCCCGAAGGCAAACAUGGGCAGAAGGUGACAAGUAAGGGUAACCCCCUGACCGUUCUAGAUAGCUCCAAGAAUAGGGAGGGCAGGACGGCAACGGAGUCCACACGGAGGAGUAAAUCCCGCCGUGAAAGGGAAUCGGUUGCACACUCAAGAAGCAUGCACAACAGUGAAGAUAUCCUCGACAAAAAGAGGGGAGACAGACAUGCUAUGGUGGAGUACAAAAAGGCUCCUUCACAAAGAAGAAGGAGCAGAAGUCCUACUCCUAGGCGAAAUAGGGCUUCUCCACGAAAAAAGAGGAGCAGAAGUAAAAGUCGAACACUAGAGCGGCAGAGGACUUCUUCAUGA
Molecule: messenger RNA, 432 nt
Organism: Rhododendron vialii
Lineage: Eukaryota; Viridiplantae; Streptophyta; Magnoliopsida; Ericales; Ericaceae
Exons: 2
Coding region: 1-432 (143 amino acids)
Source: RefSeq, a predicted model, not a curated record